Clunio marinus is the source of this 288-nucleotide messenger RNA. Lineage: Eukaryota; Metazoa; Arthropoda; Insecta; Diptera; Chironomidae. The record is from the annotation of a GenBank genome assembly.
AUGGUUCGACAAAAAAUAUCUCAAAGAUGGUGUCGCAUCACUGGUGAACAUUUGAAUGCGCUUGUGCAAUGUUACAGAAUUUUUCUCACAACAUUGAAUUAUUUUCUAUGCGGAAAAUCAGAUAUAUCGAUAUCAGUGGAUUUCCACUCGAAUGAACAUCUAAAGAGGAUAUUAAAAUUCAGUAGAGUCAAUAAAUGUUCUCAUUUUCUCUCAACUUGGAAAGAACAUCAUAGGAUGUUUAUGAAAUCAAUAGAGUGCGGGGGUGGCGUAAGAGCAAAAAGAAUCUGA